Anneissia japonica is the source of this 825-nucleotide messenger RNA. Its product is annotated as myb/SANT-like DNA-binding domain-containing protein 3. NCBI's taxonomy places the organism in Eukaryota, Metazoa, Echinodermata, Crinoidea, Comatulida, Comatulidae. Bases 1 to 825 code for a protein of 274 amino acids. The record is from RefSeq and is a predicted model, not a curated record. The transcript is spliced from 2 exons.
AUGGCCAUCAUUAAAAAAGUUACUGAUUUUGAGAAAGAAUUCUUGCUGGAGUUGGUCAACAAAUACAUGGACAUAGUAGAGAGUAAGGAUUUUAAAAUGAUUGAGCAAAAGUCUGUUAUCUGGGAGAAAAUCGCCAGAGAGUUUAAUGAAGAACAUAUAUGCUCUAAAAAAUCAUCAGCCCAGCUACGCAAAUGCUGGGCAAAUAUGAAGGCCCGGGCAAAGAAAAGCUGCCUACGAAGUUUAUCGCGAUCUGCUGACGGACAACCACUGGAAAGCCUUCGGAGAGAACAUGCGAAGAUCAUACAAAUGCUUCCGCAACAUUUUGCUGACAUAACUGAAUCGGUUGAAAAUGAGGAAAUACUGUCACAAAUGAUAGCAGCUAAUAAUACGCAUACAGCAAACAAAGUAGUUCCAGACGCAAUACAAGCAGUGAGUCCAAACCGAGACCAGCUACUGGCUGCUAUGAAAACUGAAUGGGAAGAGGAUAAUGAGGAUGAGAUGUCGUCUGAAAGCAUAGUAGGAACGUCAAACUCUCUGACAUCCGAUCCUCCUGUUGUAUCAACUGUCGGAGCAACUCAUCACUUACCUUCAGAAAACGAUGAUCAUUUGAAUAAAGAUUGCCAACAAAUGCGAAGUGAACUUGACAAUCGAACACAGGAAAUGGAAAUUAGACUUUUAGAAGAUAAGAUACGAUUUCAAACCGAAGAACAUAAAAAGAAAAUGGAUAUCUUGCACCACCAAUUCACUCAUGCGGAACAAGAACAUGAAAUGAAGAUGCUGUAUUUGAAAUUGAAAUUGGACAAAUUGACUAACCUUAAAAAAUGA